Molecule: messenger RNA, 4526 nt
Organism: Astyanax mexicanus (Mexican tetra)
Lineage: Eukaryota; Metazoa; Chordata; Actinopteri; Characiformes; Acestrorhamphidae
Gene: nudt3b
Product: nudix (nucleoside diphosphate linked moiety X)-type motif 3b
Exons: 5
Coding region: 205-741 (178 amino acids)
Biological process (GO): diadenosine hexaphosphate catabolic process; diphosphoinositol polyphosphate metabolic process; adenosine 5'-(hexahydrogen pentaphosphate) catabolic process
Cellular component (GO): nucleus; cytoplasm
Molecular function (GO): diphosphoinositol-polyphosphate diphosphatase activity; bis(5'-adenosyl)-hexaphosphatase activity; bis(5'-adenosyl)-pentaphosphatase activity
Source: RefSeq, a predicted model, not a curated record
ACAAAGCCUCACGCUGCGCUGUUGGCGUAGCGGUUUCAGUAAUGGCGUCUGUGGCUGAGAUGCGCUUGGCGUUGGGAAAAUGAAGCGCAGGAGAACUUAUUUCUGUUAUUAAGAACGCGGGGUUUCCUUCGGCGAACUUUGCGUGGGAAAGCUGUGGAAUCUCCUGGAGGUCCGAGCUGCGAUAUUAGUCCCUGUCGUACCGAGAUGAUGAAGCUCAAGUCCAACCAGACCCGCACGUACGACGGAGACGGCUAUAAGAAAAGGGCCGCCUGCCUGUGCUUCAGGAGCGAGUCCGAGGAGGAGGUGCUGCUGGUGAGCAGCAGUCGACAUCCAGACAAGUGGAUCGUACCAGGAGGGGGAAUGGAGCCAGAAGAAGAGCCCAAUGUUGCUGCUGUCCGAGAAGUUUGUGAAGAGGCUGGAGUCAAGGGCACUUUAGGAAGACUAGUAGGAAUAUUUGAGAAUCGAGAUAGGAAACACAGGACGUAUGUGUAUGUCCUCAUUGUAAAAGAAGUACUGGAAGACUGGGAGGACUCUGUGAACAUUGGGAGAAAAAGGGAAUGGUUUAAAAUAGACGAUGCCAUGCAAGUGUUGCAGUGUCACAAGCCGGUUCAGGCCACCUACUUCGAGGCUCUACAGGAGGGCUGCCUGACCACUAAUGGGACGCCCGUAGUGGCCACGAUAGGCGGAGACCUUUCGCCCACCUACAACAUUAAUCAGAGCUCGGUCUCUGAUAUCAGAUAACUAAUACACAACACUGACACUCCGGAUGCUUCCGCCACCACUCUCGCUCUUAUUCUUUCAGUAUUCUUUUCUCUUUUUUUGUUUGUUUGUUUCUUUCUUUCUUUCGUUGAUUCUCUAUCAAUCUCUCGCUUUCUCUUUUCUCUUUCAUUUUCAUUUCCGUUUCUUUUUCUCUUUCUCUCUAAAAAAAAAAAUGGUUUGCCUUGCCAACCCUUUUUGAGUGCCAGGGAAGUGGCACUAACUUGACAAGUGUUGGGUAAAUAUUCAGACGACAUGUUUUGUAAAUGUAAAUUUAAUGUUUUUGUCUCUACUCUGAUUUCGUCCCCACCUUACAAAUGGAUGGACAGUUGCAUGAAUCCCCUUCCUUUCUCCCAAAUUCCCUCCUUUCAUCCCUUUCUUCAUCCUUUCCGCCAGACCUUGCCCUUACCCAGGUCCGUGCCCCCAUUUCUCCAACCCCUUAGUGCCCUCAGUGUGGCCCAAGUGUGAGGUUAAAUGGUUAUGAGGUUAAAUGAAUGCAAGAACUACUUUUUACCUGUUGUGAUGUAAAUACACAUAGCCUAGUGGUUACGCUUGAGGCUUUCAAUAUUUUUACACGUUCAUUUUCCUGUAUGUGAGUGUGAGUGAGCACGUAUUUGCGCGAGAGAGUGAUGGAUGGUGUGCGCGCACAUACGUACGUAUUUAUCUGUUCGCCGAUCCACCACCAACACCACCACACAGUGAGAAAGAAAUGCGUAGCUGCCUGAACGGAUGGAAACGUGAGAAGUCAGUCAUUUUUGCAUGAGCACUGAUAUAUUUAUUUGUCUCUUAUGAGUUUGGGUGAUCUGAUGAUGAAUGUUCGAACCUGUAUUUGGUGUCAGUAGGUCUUUUGAGUACUCUCUUUCUCCCCCUCGCCCACUUUCUUUUUUGGCAUUUUGUAUAUAUAUAAUAUAUGUGGGCUGAAGAACUACAUACAUAAAGUACAUAAAGAGAGGCCUGAUUUAAUUAUAAUUAGCCCUGGACCCUGAUUAUCAAGUGGAGCCUGUUAAGUCUUUGAGGAUGCAGACUUGGUUAAAAUUGUAAUGGUGAAUAGAUUGAGACAUUCAUAGGGAAAAUCCAGCAGCUGAUGAACAUAAUUGAUUAUAAUUGAUUUAUAAUUGAUCAUGUCCAUCCAUUGGUAGCCUUGUUUGCGUUUAAUAUCAGAACAUGAAACUUCAUGUUUUAAGCCAGAAUAGCUUUAAAACUUGAGCGAAAUCGUAAAAUUAAACUUCUCAAAGUUUAACAGUAAACUGUGGGAGCAUGCACUGCUAGAAUAAUGUUCUUUGUGUGGCCGAGCUGCUAUCAAGUUCUAGCUAAAUUUAUUCAUUUAUAUGGUAAAAAAAAAAAAAGGAUCUCAAGAAAGUUUGGCAUCAUUGAGGAAAGAGAUAAUCUCUCAUGCAAGCCUCUAAUAUUGGUUGCAAUGUUCUUUGUUUCCAUCUUUAUGGUUAAUUUCUCAAUUUUGUAUCAAUCAAGCAAUUUGACAUGAUCUAGUGAUAUAGAUGGAUAUGUUCACUGUGUCUGGUGGAAGGCUGGUCCACAGUAAGAAGAGACAGGAAGGCAGACAGACUUAACAAAAGGCCCAUCGUAAGGUUAUUUAGUUAUUUAUUUAGUUUGUUUUUCCUCCCCUGAAUGAUCCUCCGUUUAAACAGUAGAACGGCAGAAAUAACUUAUUAUUUAAGUUAAAAAAAAGGAUAAAAACAGAACCACAGAAAACCCUUUUUGUUUGUCCCUUGAAUAAUUUUAUGCUUGUAAAAAAAAAGAAAGAAAGAAAAGCUCAUGUCGUCAGCUGCAUGAUGAAGGCACACGUAUUUUAAUGCUGCCUCUUGUUAACUAUGUGGUUUUCAGUGGAAGUUGGAGUUGUUUCUCAUACAGUGUUGAUUUAAGCAGAUGAUGACUGUGAUGUUUGCGCAUAGCCCUUAUUUAUAUACACGUUUAUCUCUCUUCCGUCUCUUCUUAAAGAGAAGAGAGAAGUAGUGUUGAAUCUGCGUCCUCAUCCUCGAGUGCUCCGUACCUUUUUGCUUGACGGCGAAAAAACUAAUACUAUUACUUUAUUUGUAGCACUUUGAUGCAGAGCUAAAAAACACAAAAGGCUUGUACAGAUCAGAGACUUUGUUUGUUUUAACAUGUAAAAAAAAAAAACGUAAAAACUGAAAUGGGUUUGAACUGUAAGCCCCGCCCCCUUUUCUCUUCUCUUAAUCUAGUCUAUCUAGCGUAACUCGUCUUAGCCAGGCUGUUUUUCUGCUGCCCUUCAGACAGCAAGCAGCGGUUGGCGCAAUACUGUGAAUCUGGAGCCACUGUAGUUAGCCAUGUUUUAUUGAUUUGUUUCUUUUCUUUUUGUUUUAUCCUUUUUUUUGUAUAGGUCAAACGAAAUGAAACAAAACACAAAUACAGUCCAGUAUGUGCGAGUUUCUGGAAAAAAUAGUCCUAAUCAGGAUGUUUGAUUCUAUUUCUUCUCUAAUUUUUUAUUGUGAGCUUUGAGUAGCUUAUAGCUUAGAGAUCAUCUAACUAUGAAUCUAAUAUCCAUCAAAUAUAUAUAUUUAAAAGAUUCUACUGACUCUACUGUUUGACUGAUUGUGGUUUGCAUCAGCUUUGCCAAUCAGAAAUGCAGAAAAAUUUAAAAACUUAACAAACAUCCUGAUUAGGACUUAAGGAUUUUAGAAAGGCUGGUUUCUCAAAUUGACAGCAUCAUUAAGGAUCACCUAAUCUUGGACUAAUGGAUAAUUUGAUAAUACUCCAUUGGAAUGGAAAUAUAUGGUCCAAAACUAGGCUUUUAAUCCCUGAUUGGGAAGCAGAGUUGAUGGUGUUUGGGUUUUAGAGAGAGGAAAGCACCCAUUGUUUUGUUUAAUUGUUUAUUCAGCCAUGAUCUUUAAAAAAGGCCAUGAUAAUGUAUUAAUGUGAUUCAGUUAACAAGUUAAACUCCCUACUUUUAGUUUAUAUAAUAGGGUGUAGCGUACGAUUUUGUUUACACGAUGAUGAUGAUGAUGACGACGACGACGAUGAGCUUUGGUUAACUUCUUUCCAUCAAACACUAAAAUCUCAGUUUAUUAUUAAAGAGGAUUAAAGUUCUUUAGCAGUGUUGAUUGGUUGAUUUAAUUAAUAAAUUAAAUGUUAUGUUCUCCCCUCCAAGCACCUUGAUUAGCUGGUAUGACUGACGAUCAUACUUGAAUUAAACACCCAAAAGGUGGCUUUUUUUUUUUUUUUUGUCUAUUUUAUUAUUAACCACCAAUAGCACAAUCAUCUUGACUAAUUCAUUUAAAACUAAAUCUGAUCUAAAUCUAAGUAAAAGUAGUUGGAGGUAGAUGUGGAAUACAUAAACAAUUGUUUAUAUAUAUAUUUUUUUUACCCUCUUCACAUUCGACUCUAAAGUCUCGCUUCCACAAAAGUAAUUUGAAGACCAAAGUCAACCUGUAGAAAUGACUACGCUCAGUCAAGCGCUAUUAUUGCACCAGACCCUGAAUGUAAACUUCUUCCAAAAGUUGCAUCAAAACACCAGCCCGAGUCUAAAUUUCGUCCCAAAGCCCCCUAUUAAAAAAAUAAAAAUAAAUAAAGUCACAUAAAAUUUGCAUAUGGUAAAGAUGGCCUAUAGGAACCAACAACAUGGAGAACAUUAAAAUUCGAUGUCGCUUGUCCAGUCCCUAAAGCUGUGACCCUCUUUCAGUUGAACAAGAAAUACCCUUCACUGGAACAUUUGCUUUGUGAUUUUGGGAUUGUGGAAUAUACCAGUAUGAGAAUGUAAUAUAAAUGUGCCAACAAAUAAACAUCAGUAUUUCACA